GUCGCUUCCAUUCAUGCCGACAACCCAGGCAGCAAGACUCCCAUGCCUGCAGACAUUCAAACCACGGUUCUUCGUGCUGGCGUUACCCACAAAAGGUUCCCUGUACCCAACUACCUACUCACUAGCAAGGUCCCCUUCUUCAACAAGUUGUUGUCAGCCACGCCAUCUCCUACCGAGGAGCAACUGACCUUCGAGGAUCUUGACGAGUUCGCCUUCGCACUCUUCUCCCGCUGGUUACAUGGCGGUAAGCUUCAGGGUCCCUACGACUUCCAUUCGGUCCAGCAUUACCUCUGUCUGUAUGUCAUUGGUCAAAGAUGGGAUGUCGAAGCUCUUUGCAAUGACACCAUGGAUCUGGUCCGCCUGUACUACCACAAGAACAACAUGACAGCACCUACCUUCCGCCUCGAGUACGUCUACGCCUUCACCAAGACGCCCAACCACAUGCGCAAGUUCUUGGCCGAGACUGCUGCAUUCCGCGCACUCUGCGGCGAACCUGCAGCCAAGGGUGUAUACUUGUCAGACUCGAUGAAGACGUUGAUCAACAAAGGUGGCGACUUCUCGGUUGACUAUGCUCACUCUCUUAUCAAACUCACCAAGGAGGACUUCCCCGACCCCAGGAAGGGUUCCAAGUGUGACUGGCACGAACACGCCGACGGCAAGCUUUGUGCGAAGGAUGAUGUGGAGCCAUACAUGACACCGUGA
Aureobasidium namibiae CBS 147.97 is the source of this 702-nucleotide messenger RNA. RefSeq lists its product as uncharacterized. The transcript has 2 exons. NCBI's taxonomy places the organism in Eukaryota, Fungi, Ascomycota, Dothideomycetes, Dothideales, Saccotheciaceae. The annotation marks the transcript as partial. Gene Ontology annotation, molecular function: protein binding. The record is from RefSeq and is a predicted model, not a curated record.